AGUAGUCCUCAUUAAAAUUCUCUGCCCGUCCGCACUCCCAGAGAAAUCCUCCUGUUGGUGGGUGGCACCGGCGUCCUGCGCACCGAGCCGCCGCGGACCGCUGUUUCAUCACCGGCGGAGGAGGAACAAGGACGGCUGCUGCUGCUGCUGCUUCUGCUUCUGGUGCUUCACGUCCGGGUCUAUUUAUGGCGUCAGAACCGAGGGAGGAAAGGUGGGCUCACAUGUCCGGGAGUCCGGCGAGGGGAGGCGCCCUGCGCAUCUAGAGUCCGGCGCCCAUCACACUCGCCAGCGCGGGGGCCGGGGAACCCGCACGAAGACUCGCUCCGCGGCUCCGGUGGCCUCUGCUUUUCGCGUUGAUUGACGGCGGGGACGGACAACAUCAUGUGCGCCUGGACGCUGUGAAGUCCGUCAGAGCGGCGUGUUUUUAUUUUUAAUUUAUUUUCGUCUUUCUGGGAUACGCCAAGUACCCGACGUUUUCACGGCACCUUGUGCCAUAGAGAACCAUGAGCACUGUGGAGGAGGAGCCGGAUCACUUGAUACCAUGAAGACAAGUCUGCAGGUCCUGCGCUGCCAGCUGCUGAGUGUUCUGGCAUUUCUAGCACUGAACGUCGGAGCGGUGUCGCCAGCACCGGAGCCGUACCUCAGCCACGCAUCCCAGGACUCUGCCUCCAUGGCUACCACCCACAGCAGCCCCCUCUCCAGCGCCGUACACCCCCCUCCGGACUGGCGUCAGGAAGGCUCCAGCAGUGGGGAAUGGUCGUCCAAAGGCGCGCCAUCUUCACAUGUCGUCACUCCUACGGCUGGCCUCCCUCCUUCCACCUUACCUGACAUGCACGCUGUCACGCCAAGCACUGUGAGCACUGAUAGCCUUGAGACAACGCCCGCUAGGCCCGGGUCGGAAACUCUAAAGAAUGCCAGCAGCGUGAUGUCCGAGUUUGAAUCAGUUAAAGAGGGGACGGGCGACAGAGACCCUGAGCAUCUUAGUGACUCCUGGCAGCUGUUGCCCUCCUCUUUCACCACUCGCCCCCCUUCGUCGUCUGAUGCCGACCGCCCGCGGGGCCUGAAACUCAGGGACCACGUUAUUGGAUCUCCGGAGCUGCCUGUGUCCCACACCAUUGUUCUACGAGAGGUCCGCGGUGGGAACGAGGGACCCACUGCUCAGCUGUUAAUAAAUUCAACAGAAGGAACCGCCGCGCCAGUCGCAAGCCCUUUAUCUCCCUCUGCGCCCGUCACAGCAACAUCGACCGAGCCGAGCCAUAAAUCACACACACCGACAGUCAUCCCCGCCAACUACAUUUCGGGCAUGACUGAGGAGCUCCGGGUGGUUUUGGGUAACGGCACAGACAGCCCACCGGUGGGACACCAGCAGGGGAAUGUAACUGGACAUGCAGGCCUGCCCUCCAACAGCAGCUCGGUCCAGGCGGAGGAGGCGUCCGCUCAGGGCAACAUCACGAAGACCCCCUCCACAGACAGCGGGAACUUCCUCAACAGGCAGGUCCCGGCCACGACCAGCGAGCCCACGGCAGAGGGCAACAGCCUGGGCUCCACCGUCAACCCGCAGCUGUCCCCAACAACCAUCUGCUUGAACAUGAUGGACAUUGUGUGGAUCGUGCUGGCGAUCAGCGUGCCUGUUUCCUCCGUCUCCGUGCUGUUGACAGUGUGCUGCAUGAGGAGGAAGAAGAAGUCGACGAGUCAGGAGAACAACCUCAGUUACUGGAACAACGCCAUCACCAUGGACUACUUCAGCAGACACGCCGUGGAGCUGCCCAGAGAGAUCCACACUCUGGAGAGCGAGGAGCACGACACCUGCCUGCCCCCUAAUGGAGACUACAGCGGCAGCAGCGUGGUCCUGGUUAACCCCUUCUGCCAGGAGACCCUCUUCAUCAACAGAGAAAAAGCCUCCGCCAUAUAGCGACAGUUCCCGCUCCCCUCGCCUCCCGCUGCGGCCGGUCGUCUUAUUUUAUACACGGGGUAAAAAAUAUUCAGAGACUUAUAACAACGCAAAGAGCAACGCGAGCGAAGAGCGACACAGAAACAGACGCUAUUCACGACGAGGAUGCACCUGCAUAUUUUUCUGAUGUACAUUUUCUACAAAAAGGAGCUUAAUUGUGAUAAAGGUUUCUAUUGUCUUUAUAUAAUACAGAGUAUAUGUGAGUUUUGUCGCAUUACAGUGGCUUAAUAGUAAUUGCACUGUGGGUGUUUGCCACAAGAAAUCUGCUUUAGAAGAGAAAAAUGUGCUAUGAAAGCCUUAAAGCUGUUAUUUGCAUUUUUUUUUUUUUUAAAUCAAUCCGAAAAUCCAAAAGCCUGCUGAACUUGAACACAGCACCUACUUAUUUAAGAGGGGGGCGGGGAACAGCGAUGUGUGCAUGUGUUCGGACAAAUCAGGGCCUGUGUUUCUCAACUUUACAGGGAUAACUUUUCCAGACUGAAACACUUGUACUAAAAUGAAGUUUGAGUUUAUUCCAAAUUUCCUCCAAUCCAAACUGGGUCAAAAUUAUAAAUACUCGUAAUACUUAUACCAUCACCCCCAUAAAUAUUUGUCAGCAAGUCCAACCUGUUUUACAUGGGUUUUCUAGCUGGGUCCUGGCAUGAUUCUGACUGGUCCUAAUACGCCUUUGCAACACGGUCCACAGUUUUAGGUAUAUGGAUUUAAACUUUUAUCACGGUAUUUAUUGUGAUAACAAUAUAAGUGACAAUAAAAAACUAUUUAAUUCUAUGGCAGCAAUCAAAUACCCACAAAUACUGCUCUGAAUAAAAAAAAAUACAGAUUUUGACACAGGCUUGUUAGGGAGACCAGUAACAUAAAGAAGUGCGGUUCUUAUCACUAAACUAUUCGCAGUAACUGGAUUUAAUCAUAUUUUCAAACAUACUGAUCUUUAUUGUUGCUCUAACUGAACUAAGAGGGAAAUGUUGUCAAAAUAAUUCUGACAAUACAGUCAAUGCUUAGGGUUUUCAACAUCAUUAAUUGAUCAUUGAAUCAAAAUUCUCACCAUGAUGAGAAAUUCUUUACAGUAAAGACAAAUCCCCCGCCCUAAUUGACAUGAGAUUUUAAAAACUUUAAUGCCAGCUAGUUUUCAUGUGUUACGAUGCACUAUUAAAUUGUUCAGUAAAACAGCAAAAUGCUGCAUGUUAGAGUGUUCUUAAGUUUGAAAACCUCACUUUAUCUUGUAAUUUUGACUAAAUAGUCUAAUCUUUGUUUGGUCUGAGCAUUAAACCUUUCCCCUAAAGGCAUUUGGUUUUGGACCGCUGUGCAGAAGCAGCUUCUUCUUCUCUGGUCAGCAUCAGGAGGAGCUGCAAAUUUUUUGUCAUGUUCCAGUGGGAGACUGGUCAGAUGGCUGAUAGUUGGAUACAAUUUUGUGUUACAGCAAGACAACAAUCCUAAACAACCUUUAAAACUAGUUUUAAAAUGGAUAAAUCAGGCUAAAUUCAAACUGAACAACUCAACCCAAUUAAAUAAUCAGGUCUGUACUUAAAAAGGUCUUAUAAUUACACUGCAAAAAGUUAACGAGAAGUUAAUUUUCCUUGAAAUUAGUGUAUUUGUACUUGAUUUGAGCAGAUUCAUAAGAUUAUCUGCCAAUUAAAUUAGUAUUUUGACCCCUGAAAUAAAAUAAUUAGCCAUACUGCACUUGAAAUAAGACGAUGGAGAUGAGCUGUUCCUAUUUUAUGUGCAACAAUCUUAUUUUAGUGGCUGAUCAUUUAAUCUUGCCUGGUCAAAUGCUUGGACUUGGACAACUUUAUUGUAAUUUUGUAUGCACAAAGUGCGUACAGAACAAAAUUGAAAUAUUCUUGAAAUACACUAAUUUCAAGAAUAUUCACUGACUUUUAAUUCCCUUUUUGCAGAGUAACCAAUUUAGAUUAUCAGAUUCUUUCACUAUCAACAUAAUUGUGAAAGAUAAAUAGGCACUCUGGUUUUUGUGGUAAAUCUAUAUUUGUUGUGUAACUUCGUGUGCUAGGCCUGUUUUUAAUCAACCCAAACCAAACAGGCUGUGAUUUUAAAGUACUGGUUAAAAAGUACAACAACAGGUAGCAGGAGUUGGAUUUUAGUCAGAGACUCUGAUACUGAUGAUUUAAAAACGCCUUAAUCCUACAAUUGGGAUUACAUUGGGACAUUCCUAUUUGAAAUAAAACAUUUUAUUGUAUUGCAGAUACAUUUACUUAAGAGGAUGAAAAGCGUCCUAAAAGAUACUGUACAAAAAAAACACACACACACAAAUAAUGCAAUAUUACCUGCAACAAUUGUUGUAUUUAUUCAUGCAACUAUAAUAAGGACUGAGUUUUACAAAUUAAACAAAAUAAAGAAAAAUGCUGCUGGUAGAAAAUAAUAUAUAACAUAAAUCAUAAAUUAUGUUUAGUAUCCUUCAUCCUGACAUUUGCAGUAGGAACGUUUCAACAAUUUCACACAAUUUUAAGUUUAUUUUACUCAUGGAAAGUGUAAAAAAAAUGGCAAUUUUAAACGUUAUUGUCAUGCAUGGACCUAAUUUCUGAAUGUGUUUUGAAUAAUAAAGAUGAUCCUAAGAAAGCAGUUUGAUAAACACAGGCUCAGAUUAUACUGAGUGAUUUGACCAGAUUGAGGUUUUAGAGAAUUCAGCGGAUCGGAAAUGACUUCCCCCUCGAUGCGUCACCAGCUUCUAUGAGUAAGGUCAACAUGGCUGUCUUAAUCUCUCAUGUUGGCCUUUUUAUGUACCUGAGGUGAGAGUGUGUGGUGGAGAUAAACAUCUAGUGCACUGAAUGAGCAUGACCAGACGAGUUGCACCCAAAUUACCAAAUACUCUGCGUUACUUAAAGCUUAAAACAACUUUGGGUUUGUGUCCGCUCAGUUUGGCCUGCUUGUCUCUCUGUCUGUCUCUGAAUGUGUGUCUGUCUCUGUCGUGGGGAGAGAUCUUCCCUCUAGGAAACCAACAACUCAUUCACUCUGCUGUAACCAUCACCGUUCAAGUGAUGAAUUUAUCGUGAAUUUGUCGCUGAAAACACAUCAAAAUACACCGAGGCCAACAAUCUGUGCUGAAUAUUUCCGAAUCGAACAGUUUGUGGUCCCGCUGUCAUCUGUUUCACUCGUUGCAAUUGCUGCAGUUUAAAUCAAUAACCAAUGCUGGCUGCUGCCUCUGUUGUUGCUUAAGAUUAUUUUUUUGUUUUAUUUUCUCCCGCGAGGCGUUCUGAAAUCACCGAGUCGAAAGGUGGUGCUGAACGACACGGCUACACACAAAGAUAUCUCCCGCGUUGGACGCUCACAGCCGGGCUUGUUGUUUUGCACGCUCAAAACGUGAAUAUUUUACAAAACGUACGGUGGCAAGGUGGAGCAGUGUUUGAACAUGAUGUUAUUUUUUGUACUGUAGUAUACACUGUACUUUUUACUGCUGAGCAAUAAAACAGUAGAAAAAGACUUGAA
Fundulus heteroclitus (mummichog) is the source of this 5386-nucleotide messenger RNA. RefSeq names its product transmembrane protein 108 (gene tmem108). The transcript has 5 exons. The record is from RefSeq and is a predicted model, not a curated record. Lineage: Eukaryota; Metazoa; Chordata; Actinopteri; Cyprinodontiformes; Fundulidae. Gene Ontology annotation, biological process: retrograde axonal transport; dendrite extension; postsynaptic density organization. Gene Ontology annotation, cellular component: axon; postsynaptic density; endosome membrane. The coding region runs from base 542 to 1912 and encodes 456 amino acids.